CACGCGCGCAGCGAAAACAAACAAACCUUUCCGGAAUUAACUUAUUAUUCGGGGCAUUUAAUCGGCUUUUUAAAUCUCGCUGGCAGUUUGGCGUGCGUGCUGACACGUCUUUUUCUUCUUCUUCUCUCCCCCCUCACUGAUUUGAUUGGGCAUGUGACUGAAUUAUUCGCUCACAUGGCUGUGCUGUGCUGUGCUGCAUGAUCCGCUUUAGUUUUUAAAGUCCAGUGAUCGGUCUCCCUCAGUAAAGCAGCCACCGUCCCGGAGAAGAGGACCACUGGAAAACACACACACACUCACUCUUACUCACACACACACUCACCCUUACUCACACACACACAUCCACAUACACACAUAUACACACAUCCACACAGCGCUUUUCUGGACAUAAUCAUGGCGAACAGCGGGCAGAAAGUUGUGCUGAUCACCGGUUGCUCCUCCGGCAUCGGGUUACGAAUCGCCGUGACGCUGGCCAAAGAUGAAAAGAAGCGUUACCAUGUUAUCGCCACCAUGCGAGACCUGAGGAAGAAAGACAAGCUGGUGGAGGCAGCAGGGGACACGUACGGGAAGACCUUGAUGUUGCUCCCGCUGGAUGUGUGCAGCGAAGAGUCCGUCAAGCAGUGCAUCAACGACGUGAAGGACCGCCAUAUUGAUAUCCUCAUCAACAAUGCAGGAAUAGGUCUGCUGGGUCCUGUGGAAAGCAUCAGCAUCGACGAGAUGAAGAGAGUGUUUGAGACCAACUUCUUUGGCGUGGUGCGCAUGAUCAAGGAAGUGAUGCCUGACAUGAAGAAGAGGCGGUCAGGCCACAUAGUGGUCAUGAGCAGUGUGAUGGGUCUACAAGGAGUUGUGUUCAACGAUGUCUACACUGCCUCUAAGUUUGCCAUGGAGGGCUUCUGUGAGAGUAUGGCUGUGCAGCUGAUGAAGUUCAACGUUCGGUUGUCCAUGAUUGAGCCUGGCCCGGUGCACACCGAGUUUGAGACCAAAAUGAUGGAGGAUGUGGCCAACAUGGAGUAUCCGGGAGCAGAUACAGACACAAUUCGCUAUUUCAAAGAUGUUUACCUGCCGUCCUCCAUAGAUAUAUUUGAAGCCAUGGGUCAGACCCCCGAAGACAUAGCCAAGUGCACUAAGAAGGUGAUUGAGUCGAGCAACCCUCGCUUCAGGAAUCUAACCAACAGCCUGUACACACCCAUCGUGGCUUUGAAGUACGCGGACGAGACGGGCGGCCUGUCGGUCAACACCUUCUACAACCUGCUAUUCAACUUCGGCCCGCUCAUGCACAUCACCAUGAGCAUCCUCAAGUGCCUGACGUGCAGCUGCCUACGUGGGCGCACCAUCUCCCCCAACUGAAGGGGGUCUGCCCACAGUCACAGAGCUCCCAAACCGGCGAGCUGUGCACUGUGCAUCCUGCUCCGAACUACCCCCACCACCACCCCACCCCACCCCACCCCACCCCAAACCCCUAAUCCCAUGUCCCUCAGGUUAUGGGCUAACCGGGUAGACUAGAACUGGUAGCCGGAGGGGGCAAGAGGGGCCUCUUUGCUCAGAGGAUGCUACCAUGAUAAGCUUUGCCAUACAACACGCACAAUUGCACAAUUAUAAUUUCUGUUUCUUUUUUCUUUUUUUUUUUGCAGACAUAUUUUAUACAGAAUGACCUCAUGCACUCUUGUGCAAACACACACACAAACACACACACACACACACACACACACACACACACA
This is a messenger RNA of Lampris incognitus (smalleye Pacific opah), 1715 nucleotides long. Its product is annotated as retinol dehydrogenase 8-like. The record is from RefSeq and is a predicted model, not a curated record. The transcript is spliced from 6 exons. Gene Ontology annotation, biological process: estrogen biosynthetic process. Gene Ontology annotation, cellular component: cytoplasm. Bases 391 to 1344 code for a protein of 317 amino acids. Gene Ontology annotation, molecular function: estradiol 17-beta-dehydrogenase [NAD(P)+] activity. Lineage: Eukaryota; Metazoa; Chordata; Actinopteri; Lampriformes; Lampridae.